ACACUCACUCAUACACACACACUUAUUUGUACACACACACACUUGCAAACCGCGGCACACGUUUAUAGGACUUUAAUAACGGGACGCAGUUAUUAUUAUUAUUACUAUUAUUCAUUAAUUAUUAUUAUGAUUAAUUGAUGGUAAAAAAAAGUUCCUGAUUUGCGCGUGCCGGUUUGUUUUCGUGAGUUUUGCCAGCGCGAGAAGCGUUUUUCUUUAUUUCUUCCGAAUAAAAGCAUCAGGACUCGGUAAAGCCAUGGCGGAAACGGCGGCGGCGGCGGCACCGGCAGCGGCGAAAACCAAGAAGGCGAAAUCUCCGAAGAAGGCGAAGUCGCACCCGAAAUACUCGGACAUGAUCCAGGCAGCCGUGGUGGCGGAUAAAAGCCGCGGCGGCGCCUCGCGUCAGUCCAUCCAGAAGUACGUGAAGAGCCACUACAAAGUGGGCGACAACGCCGACGCGCAGAUUAAACUGGCGCUCAAGAGGCUCGUCGCCGCCGGUUUCCUGCGCCACACCAAGGGCAUCGGAGCCUCGGGCUCGUUCAAGCUCGCCAAAGCCGAGGAGCCGGCGACGAAGAAGAAGCAGCAGCAGCAGAAGCAGCAGCAGAAGCCGUCGGCGUCCGCGUCAGCAGCGGCGAAGAAGAAACCCAAAGCCGCCGUCAAAGCCAAGAAGCCCAAAGCCGCAGCCGCUAAACCCAAGAAAGCUCCCAAACCCAAAAAAGUGGCCGCUAGCAAGUCUCCGAGCAAAGCCAAGAAGCCCAAAGCAGCCGCGAGCGAGAAGAAAGUGAAUAAAAAGACGACGGCGGAGAAGAAGAAGAAAAAGUCGUCUCCAGUGAAGGUCAAGAAGGCGGUGAAGAAACCGAAAACAGCCGCCAAGCCGAAGAAGGUGAAAACAGCGGCGAAGAAGCCCAGAGCCAAGACAGCGCCCAAGAAAGCGGCGAAGAAGAAGUGACUUUAAAAACAAAGUUAGCCUAAUGACACGGACUCAUUAUUAUAUAACACACACACACACACACACACACACACCUGUAAAUAGACUUUUUUUUUGAGGAUUUGUUUUUUGGGUUUAUUAUUAUUAUUAUUAUUAUUAUUAUUAUUAUUAUCAAUGUUAGCCUGUUAUUAUGUAGGUCUUUGUGUGGACCUGACCUUUCCCCUUUUUAACACUUCCUGCCGUCACUUGUUGCACUAUUGGACCUGAUGAAAGGAGCUACACUCAAAUACAUACUUUUUUUUUUUUUAAUAAAUAAAUAAAUGCCUGUUGUUAUUGUUUGUGUGGCUCUCUAACAUGGAGCAUUAGUCUUUAUACAGACUUUAAGAGGUCGAGGUCUUAACGCUAAUCAUCAUGUCUGUAAACUACAUUAGCAUUUAAGUGUCAUAACUUGUUCGGACACAUUUAUACUGUACAACAAUAAACUUUUCUCCUCUUUUAAA
Pangasianodon hypophthalmus (striped catfish) is the source of this 1425-nucleotide messenger RNA. Its product is annotated as histone H1.0-B. Gene Ontology annotation, biological process: nucleosome assembly; negative regulation of DNA recombination; chromosome condensation. Gene Ontology annotation, cellular component: nucleosome; nucleus. Bases 254 to 946 code for a protein of 230 amino acids. The record is from RefSeq and is a predicted model, not a curated record. NCBI's taxonomy places the organism in Eukaryota, Metazoa, Chordata, Actinopteri, Siluriformes, Pangasiidae. The transcript has a single exon. Gene Ontology annotation, molecular function: double-stranded DNA binding; structural constituent of chromatin; nucleosomal DNA binding.